AUGAAACGACAAAUAAUCAACUCUCCAACCACCAACCGCCACCUCCACCGUCGCCAGAAACCACCACUACCGCCCCCACCAACCCCACCAACAAUACACAACCCACAAUCUCACCACCAUCUCCACCACCACCCAAUUCACCACACCGCUAACACCACUACACCCACAGUACCAUCACCAACCAAAUUCAAACCUAUGAACCCAAAUUACCACGGUACCACCAGUCCACCACCAACCAGAUUUGAAGCCACCAACCCACAACACCUCAUAUGCACUAUUACAGAGGUCAACACACCAUUGCUCACCGGCGUGCCAUCACCUCGCCACCGCCACUACUAA
This is a messenger RNA of Olea europaea var. sylvestris, 339 nucleotides long. Its product is annotated as velvet complex subunit B-like. Lineage: Eukaryota; Viridiplantae; Streptophyta; Magnoliopsida; Lamiales; Oleaceae. Bases 1 to 339 code for a protein of 112 amino acids. The transcript has a single exon. The record is from RefSeq and is a predicted model, not a curated record.